This is a messenger RNA of Neurospora tetraspora, 1360 nucleotides long. RefSeq names its product ribose 5-phosphate isomerase A-domain-containing protein. Gene Ontology annotation, molecular function: ribose-5-phosphate isomerase activity. The record is from RefSeq and is a predicted model, not a curated record. The transcript has 3 exons. The coding region runs from base 177 to 1280 and encodes 367 amino acids. NCBI's taxonomy places the organism in Eukaryota, Fungi, Ascomycota, Sordariomycetes, Sordariales, Sordariaceae. Gene Ontology annotation, biological process: D-ribose metabolic process; pentose-phosphate shunt, non-oxidative branch. Gene Ontology annotation, cellular component: intracellular membrane-bounded organelle.
GGUGCACCCCACCUAGAUUUUCCAUCUUCGAGUAUUUAGACCUGGCCUGGCCGGCCAUUCCUCUUCUCUCCAACCAAGCCACCAACUGAGCAUUUUCCCCCACCUACUAUUCCAUUGGUUUAAAAUCCGCCGACUGCUGCUUCGAGGUCGCAAAUAUUCCUCCGUCUCAGUUAUCCAUGAACACCCAUCGUAUUGCAUCCUUGACGGCUCGUCGUUGCUGGUCCGGUGCUCGCCCUUCCAGAUCCAGUUUUGUUAGUCAACAAAGACCCGCUGCCCCCGCGUUCCACUCAGCCGCUGCCAACUUCAACCCGUCAACAUCAGUUCGUCACCCGGCCAUUGUUCAACGGGCGCAAACGAAGGGCCAAUCUGCGCUCCAUAACAAUUUCCCUCACCAAUCACACACAAAUCUUAACCGUCCCCUCCACACACCCACCAAAAUGGCCACCGACGCCGUCUCCGCCGCCGCCCGCAUCGAGGAAUCCAAGCGCCUCGCCGCCUCCCAAGCCGUGCAAGACCACCUCCUCCCUACCUACACGCACAUCGGCAUCGGCUCCGGCUCCACAGUCGUCUACGUCGUCGACGCCAUCGCCUCCCUCCCCCGCUCCGUCACCAGCCAAAUGGCCUUCUACCCGACCGGGGACCAAUCAAGAGACCUGAUCAAGGCCGCCGGUUUCCGCCUCGGUUACAUCGAAGACUUACCCCGCGGCCAAAUGUUGGACGUCUGUUUCGACGGCGCCGACGAAGUCGAUCCCGCUUUGAACCUGAUCAAAGGCGGCGGCGCUUGCCUCUUACAGGAGAAGAUCGUGGCCACGGCCGCUAGAAAAUUUGUCUGCGUCGCAGACUUCAGGAAGAUCAGCAAGAACCUGGGAACGGAAUGGAAGCAGGGCAUCCCCGUCGAGGUGUUUCCGAUGGCGGUGCCGCGAGUGUUGGAUGAACUUAAGAGGUUGGGGAGCACGGGGGCGAAGAUCAGACCUGGCACGCCGGGGAAGGCGGGAGCGUGUGUGACGGAUAAUGGACUGCGGAUUGUGGAUGCGGCUUUUAAGCCUUUGUUGACGCAGCUGCCGGAGGGGAAGAAGGAUGGGGAGGAGGGCGUUUGGACGGUGGAUGGGUUGGCGAGGCGCUUGAUUGAGAUUCCGGGCGUGGCCGAGCAUGGGUUGUUUUAUGGAAAGAGUGGACUGGAGGUGGAGAGCGGAGCGCAGAAGCCGGUUGCGGCGUACUUUGGUAUGGCGGAUGGGACGGUUAAGGUGCAGACGCUGGAGAAGGGGUUGGUCCGGGUGUGAAGGGGGUUGCUAAUGAUGGGAGUCUUAUGAGAAGGGCGGAGGAAAAGGUGCAUGGAACUGGGUGCGAUAUAUACGUCGCG